Messenger RNA from Lachancea nothofagi CBS 11611, 1623 nucleotides. The record is from the annotation of a GenBank genome assembly. Lineage: Eukaryota; Fungi; Ascomycota; Saccharomycetes; Saccharomycetales; Saccharomycetaceae.
AUGGAAAAACAUAUCUCCAAACAAAAUGGCUUGAAAACAUCAAAUAAAAAAGUACGCAACAUAGUCCACAUCUUGUUCGCACUAGUGCUUACCAGUUUGAUUUUGGCUUCAUUGUCUCCUGUUCAAAGCUCCUGGGACCGACUUUGGUCGAGGAAGCCAUCCAAGAAGAACGUCAUCUUCUUCGUCACAGACGGAAUGGGCCCUGCGUCUCUCUCGCUCACAAGAUCUUUCAGACAGUUUACUCAGAAUCUUACGAGAGAUGACAUUUUGGUGUUGGAUCAUCAUCUAGUCGGAUCUUCGAGAACAAUGUCAUCUAGUUCCUUGAUCACGGAUUCUGCGGCGGGUGCUACAGCUUUCUCGUGCGCUUUGAAAAGUUACAAUGGUGCCAUUGGAGUCGAUCCUGAGAAGCAACCUUGUGGCACAGUGUUGGAAGCUGCCAAGCUUCAAGGGUAUCUAACUGGGCUGGUAGUAACUACCAGAAUCACCGACGCUACCCCGGCAGCCUUCAGCUCUCACGUCGAUUAUCGCUUUCAGGAAGACUUAAUUGCUCAGCAGCAAUUAGGCGACUAUCCCCUUGGCCGAAUGGUGGAUUUAAUUAUUGGUGGCGGUAGAACGCACUUCUAUUCAGAUCAAGAUGCUGUUUAUGGCUCGCGUGGUAGUCGUGCUGACGGCCGUAAUCUCAUAAAAGAAGCUGUGGCUGAUGGCUGGAGCUAUGUGGGUAACCGUAAAGAAUUUGAUUCUUUGGAUCAAGGACACAAUGUUAGUUUGCCUUUGCUCGCACUACUAGCGGAUUACGAUAUCCCGUUCGAUUUGGACCGCGAAGACUCGGAAUAUCCCUCAUUAGAGGAAGAAGCUAUGACAGCAAUCAAUGCGUUGUCAGAAGCUACUAAAGAUUCAGACAAGGGAUUUUUUCUCUUGGUGGAAGGUUCGAGAAUUGAUCAUGCGGGCCAUCAAAACGACCCAGCUGCGCAAGUACGUGAAGUGUUAGCUUUUGAUAAGGCGUUCGAGGCAGUAUUGAAAUACGCUGAAGACAGUGAUGUUGAGACUAUUUUGAUAUCAACGUCCGACCACGAAACUGGUGGUCUUGUUACUGCUAAGCAAGUCUCUAAAGCGUAUCCCGAGUAUGUUUGGUACCCUCAAGUCUUGAGUGACGCGCACCAUUCUGGUGAGUUUUUGAGCAAAGAGCUCUUGGAGUUCAAGGGUGACAACAAGUCAGAGUUUAUUGAAAAGGCUAUUUUCGAACAGUAUUUGGGUAUCAGCGACUACACUGAGAAAGACACGAAUGAGCUUCUCAAGCUCACAUCAACUGGCGAGAUUAACGAUAAACUGAAUGGGAUGAUAUCUACGAGAGCUCGGGUUGGUUGGACAACCCAUGGCCAUAGUGCUGUGGAUGUCAACAUAUAUGCUUAUGCGAAUCGCCAAAAAACUUGGUACAAUAUUAUAGAUCAUUUGCAAGGAAACCACGAAAACACUGAAAUUGGUCAAUUCAUGGCUGACUACCUAGAAUUAGAUCUAGAGAAAGUGACUCAAAUGAUCAAGAAAACGAAACACUCACCAAACGUGGGAGUACGCGUUUCUGCAACUCUUGAUAUGGAUGAGUAUCACAGAGGAAUUUACAAUUAG